AUGGCAGGCUCUGAAGGAUUCGUUGAAGCGGAUAAUGCAGAAGCCAUUAUCACCAGAAUUGAACACAAAACUCUCAAGAUCGAAAGCUUACUCAAACAGUUUAAACCCGUGGAAGCUCUUAAAACUGCUCUUGAAGGAACCUAUGCCAUGACUAGUGAUGAGCGUUGCAAGUCGGCACAUUGGAUUGUUGUGCAUAGAGCAAUAAUGGCUAUAAAAGAUGUGGAUGGGAUGCUUUCUUCCUUGGAUCCUGAAUACUAUGACAUCCUAAUGAAGUAUUUAUAUAGAGGCUUAUCAACGGGAGAUCGUCCAACAUGUGAUCAAUGUCUUCGAAUUCAUGAAAAAUUGACAGAGAGAGCAGGCCAUGGUUGCAUUCUACGUUUCUUAACUGACACUGUAAAUACAGUUUGA
Lathyrus sativus (Indian pea) is the source of this 408-nucleotide messenger RNA. The record is from the annotation of a GenBank genome assembly. NCBI's taxonomy places the organism in Eukaryota, Viridiplantae, Streptophyta, Magnoliopsida, Fabales, Fabaceae.